AUGAAUUACAAUGAAAUUAAUGAUAAUACCAUGAUGAACACUAAUGAUUUAAAUCACCCUUCUCAUCUUAAUAAUGAGAAGAAUGAUUUGUCGAAUGAAGAAAAUUAUAUGAAUAUUUAUGAUAACAAUAACGAUAUGAUAAUAGACAAUGAGGGGGAUCAUCAUUUAAAAGAGGAAUAUAAUAAUAUAGAUCAAAGAUCACCAGAAGGUGGGAAUAACAUUAUAUCAGAUAAUAAUGAAAUAUAUAAUAAUAGUAAUAAUAAUAAUAAUAAUAAUAAUAAUAACAAUAUUGUGAAUAGUACAUUUGGCUUAUCCAUUAAUGGUAAUGAAAAUGUAAACAAUAAAGAUAUAAAUAGUUUACAUGAUGAAACACAUAAUAGUAAUAAUGAUGAAAGCUAUGAAAAUUUAGAUGAUUAUAAAGUAAAUAAUAUUAUUCAUAAUGUUAAUAAUCUUAUCAAUAAUGAUGAAUUAUUGAUGAAUAAUAUUAAUAAUGAUAAUAAUAUAAGUGAAGAUUUAUCUUCAUUAAAUUUAAAUAUUACACAAAAUAAUAAUGUUAAUAAUUUAAUUAAUCCAAAUAUAGGAACAAAUAAUAAUAAAAUUAAAAAUAAAAACAAAAAUAAAUUAUUAAAACAUAUGAACAAUAAUAUGAUUAAUGAAACAACAAAUGGUUCCUUUGAAAAUAAUAAAAAAAAUAAUAUCAAUGGAAUUUUUCUUACACAAAAUAAUAAUAUAAUAAAUGAUAUGGGAUAUAACUAUCCCAUAUAUAAUAAUAAUAAUAAUAUAUAUAAUCAUAUGAAUAAUGAAAAUAUGACAUAUAUGUCUAACAAUCAAUUUAUGAAUCCUCAAUUAUAUUAUCCGAAAUUUCUUGCUGAAAAUAAAAACAAAGGAAAAAAUAAAAUAACCCCCAAUACAUACAUAAAUAAUAAUAAUAUGAAUAAUAUGAAUAAUUACAAUUUUAAUAAUAAAUUACCAAAUCUUUUAUACAAAAAUAUCAAUAUAAAUAACAUUGAACAGAAAAAAAAAAAAAAAAUGAUGAAUUUAAAAAAAGAUAAUGCUCAAAUAAGCUCAGUUGAAAGUACCAGUGAAGAUAUGAAUUAUUCUAAUGAAUAUGGUGCUCAAAAAAAACAUGUCGAAUUUAAAGAUACCAAUGAUCCAUUAAUAUUACACCCAUCGACAUCAUAUAUAAGAAAUAUUGUUAUAAAAAAACCUUCAAAUAUUAGAAAUAGUAUUCAUAAUUUAAAUUUAUAUAAUGUUAAUUCGAUGACAUUUGAUUCUUAUUAUACUAAUAAAAAUACAAAUAAUAUAAUUUAUAAAAAUGAAUCUAAUAGUAAUGAUCCAAAUAAUAAUAUUAUUUCAAAUACUGAAGAUACCAACAGUGAACAUAAUAAUAAGGAGACUUUGAUAAAUAAUCCAUCAUUUAGGAUAUAUAAGCCUCCUAUUUUUAUUUCGAAAUAUAUGAAGGAUAUGAAUGAAGAAGAGUUAAAUAAUAUUUAUACUUUAUUGAAUGAUCAAAUAAAAAAAUCGGAAGAAAAUGAUAAGGCAAUAAAUUAUGUUAAAAAUGAAAUAAUAAAUUUAUAUAAACAAAAUCCAAUACAACCUUUAAAUUUACAAAAAUGUUUAUCCUUAAUUAAAGCAAAUAGAAAUAUUAUAGAAGUCAUGUUUUAUAUAUUAGAGAAUAAUAAAUUGAUAAAUAUGCAAUGUGAUCCACAAUAUUAUAAUACUUAUAUAAAUAAUACUAGCUUUUUAAAUUAUCAAACUGUUAAUAGUAUAUAUAAAAAUUCUAAAAAGGAACCAUCAUAUGGGAAUCAUAAGAAUUGCAAAGAAUUUAUGAUUAAUAAUAUGAAUAGUGCAUCAUCUGAUAAUUAUGUUAAUUUAAUAAAUGGGGAUGAUACAAGUAUGAUGGGGGUCCAUGAUGAGGAAAGCACUUCAUCAAAGUUAUGUAACAAAAAAUAUAACCAUAAUAAUUAUAAUAUUAAUAAUAAUAAUAAUAAUAAUAAUAUUAUUAACCGUAAUAGUUGUAGUGGUAAUAUUUAUAAUCUUCAUAAUGAUAUGAACAUUUUAUGUGAUCCUUUAUCAAACAAAUUAGAAUGGAAUAAUAAUGAACAUAUUCCGAACAAGGAAAGUAAAACAUAUAAUAAUAAAAGUUCUAAUUAUUAUAAUAAUUAUAAUUAUAAAUGUAUAAGUUGUGAUAAAAUAUGUGAAAAUUCAUAUUACAUAUUAAAGCCAACAAACAUAAAAAGAAUAUCUUAUGGUGUUAUAGAUAAAUGUAUUUGGUGUAGUAUUUGCUAUAAUUCUAGUAAUUAUCCAAAUAUUCUGAACAGUUCAAAUUUUGUUAAGGUAAAUAUUCCAUGUAAUCUAUCAAAUAAUGAUUGGAAUAUAGAGGAAAUAGAAAAAUUAAUAGAAGGAGUAUGUAAGUUUAAAAAUAAUUGGGAACAAAUUAGUGAUUAUAUACAAACAAAAACACCAUAUGAAUGUAUAUAUAAAUUUAUUUCUAUGCCUUUAUCAAAUCCUUAUUUUGAUUUAAAUAAUUUAUAUGAUAUAAAUAAUAUAUCACUAAAUUCUUAUGAACAAAAUAAUACUCUUCUCUCCUUGUUAUCUUUUAUAUGUAAUAAUAUUAGCCCUUAUGUGGGUGCAUAUGCUGCGAAAAAAAUUGUCGACUAUGUUUUAGAAAAACAAAAAGAAGAAAAUGAAAAGGAAAAAAAAGAACAAAUGAAAGAAAAUGACAAUCAUAGUGCGGAGCAUACAAAUAAAAUAGAUGAUCAUAAUAAAGAAAGUGAUGACCAUAUUAAUCAGAAGGAAGAAGAAGAAGAAAAAAAAAAUAAUAUAAAUGAACAAAAUGAUGAAAAUGUUAAAGAAAUAAAUGAUAAUAAUAUAAAUGAUAAUAAUAUAAAUGAUAAUAAUAUAAAUGAUAACAAUUUAAAUAACAAUGAAAUUAAAAAUGAAGGAAAUGUGGAAAAUAACAUGGAAGUUAAUAAUGUAAAUAAUAAUAACCAAAAUAAUGAUAACAAUUCGGUACCCAACAAUAUUAAUGACUCUAUGAAAAAAAAACCAUCAACAUAUAUUUUAAAAGACGAUGAUAUGAAAAUUAUACAUGAUACAAUUAUUAAAUCUUCCAAAAAAAGGUCAAGAGAAUUAGCUGACCUAGAAGAACAUAAUUUAAAAAAAUUACUUAAGGAACUUGUAUUAUUAAAUACAAGAAAAAUUCAACUAAAAUUAAAACAGCAUGAAUAUCUGCAGAAAUAUUUUGAAUAUCAAAAUGAAUUCAUGGUUAAUAAGGCCAAAAAUGAGAAUCAAACAAAAUAA
Plasmodium adleri (nom. inval.) is the source of this 3303-nucleotide messenger RNA. RefSeq names its product conserved Plasmodium protein, unknown function. Gene Ontology annotation, molecular function: protein binding. The coding region runs from base 1 to 3303 and encodes 1100 amino acids. The transcript has a single exon. Lineage: Eukaryota; Apicomplexa; Aconoidasida; Haemosporida; Plasmodiidae. The record is from RefSeq and is a predicted model, not a curated record.